Paramecium primaurelia is the source of this 880-nucleotide messenger RNA. The record is from the annotation of a GenBank genome assembly. NCBI's taxonomy places the organism in Eukaryota, Ciliophora, Oligohymenophorea, Peniculida, Parameciidae.
AUGUUUAAGCUUGUAUUUUAAAUAAUUGAGUUUUCGUUGUCUUUUGGAUUGUGUCUAUUUAUAAAAAUAGGAAGAGAAGAAACUAAAAUGAGUGGAAGAGUUCUUAAGUUUGCCUAUAGAGUAGAAAAGAACCUUUUAUAUAAUUAUGAAUUUGGAUAAUAUACAAAAGUAGGUAAUGAGUUUACAAUAGGUUUUCAGAUUUUGCCUGAUUCCAUUUUUAUUAUCAACUUUAUAUCGAAAGAUGACAAAACUUGAAUCAUCAUUUAAUUUUUAUCAGAUAAUUUUAUUAGUGAUUGAUCUAUUAUCAUUAACUGAUUAUAUAAACACAACAGAAUCAUAUUAAAGAUAUUGUCUAAUUUAUGCAAUUAGAAUAAUUAGGACAACAAUUAUGUUAAUUGAUUUAGUUAAAGAUAUUACAAAAUUAAUUAUAGGACAUUAAGAAUAAAGACUAUAAGCAAAACAAAUUUAAAUAUCAUAACAACUUCUUUAAUAAAAUCAAUUAGAAUAAGCAAAAUAACAGGAAAGUUUGGAUGAAGAAUCAGACAUAGAUGAAUCAUAGAAAUUAAUCAAUACAAAAAAAUAAUAAUAAUAAUAAACUUUAAUAAAACGACUAAUAUUUCCAUAAAUGAAAAUUCCUUGCAUUGCAUUAAAUUUAAUUAUUAAUCAACAAUAAUAUUAUAUAUAGAUAAUUGAUCCUUGGAGUUUUGAUAUAUCAUUCUCAAAAAUCUAAAUCAGGGAACAAUUAUUGAUAAUGAUAAAACUCAACUUUUGUUGUUAAAUUUAUUAGAAUCUAAAGAAAUCUAAAUGUAAUUAAUAAGCACUGUAUUAAUAUAGAGAAUUAAUAGCUUAAUAUCUAUCUUAAAUUAUUUGGAUGAAUUGA